Messenger RNA from Cyprinus carpio (common carp), 2899 nucleotides. RefSeq lists its product as uncharacterized. Bases 1290 to 2255 code for a protein of 321 amino acids. The record is from RefSeq and is a predicted model, not a curated record. NCBI's taxonomy places the organism in Eukaryota, Metazoa, Chordata, Actinopteri, Cypriniformes, Cyprinidae. The transcript is spliced from 2 exons.
UUUAUUUAUUUAUUUUUUAUUUUAUUUUUUUUUGGAAAUAGGGUUGUCUACAAUUUACAAGAAAGUAUGUGGUCAAGCAGCCAUGAGAAGAAAAUGCUCUCAAAAUUCUUUAGUGAAACUUUUAUUGCCUUUUUUCUUGAUUUGGACAUGUUUCUAGUCUGUUAGGCAUGCCCACAGUUUCGAUUUCCACACAAACCAGCCUACCAGCCGUGUUACCCAUGAUGAAGUAACUUUUGUAUAACAUAAAGCAAGCUAAUCUUUCUUGAAAUAAAGGAAUCUUUUAGUGUAAAUCUAAGUUUUUAAAUCUAAAAAUAUGUUUUAACUGAGAUAAAUUUUAACCUAUCACUGAAUUUUAAUUUGGCUGUAGACUAUAAAGGGGAACAUUUUUGUCAACUUCCUAUUUUAUUUAUUUAUUUAUUUAUUUAUUUAUUUUGGAAAUAGGGUUGUCUACAAUUUACAAGAAAGUAUGUGGUCAAGCAGCCAUGAGAAGAAAAUGCUCUCAAAAUUCUUUAGUGAAACUUUUAAUGCCUUUUUUCUUGAUUUGGUCAAAUUUCUAGUCUAGUUUCGACUUCCACACAAACCAGCCUACCAGCCGUGUUACCCAUGAUGAAAUAACUUUUGUAUAACAUAAAGCAAGCUAAUCUUUCUUGAAAUAAAGGAAUUGUUUAGUGUAAAUCUAAGUUUUUAAAUCUAAAAAUAUGGUUUAACUGAGAUAAAUUUGAACCUAUCACUGAAUGUUAAUUUGGCUGUAAACUACAAAGGGGAACAUUUUUGUCAACUUCCAAAGCACCAACACUAAAUACUGUUUAUAUUAUUAUUAACACCAAUUAUUGUUAUUAUUACUAGCCUACCAAUGCAUAAUUUUACCUCAUGUAAAAACGACCUUUAAAAUAUUUUGGAAAUGCUGAUAACAUGCAAACUGAAUUAGGUAAAAAUAAUAAGCCAUUUCCUGUGGGCUAUGAUAUUUGUAUUUCCAGCAGGACCUAGGAUGCUAGAAUCAUGCACCGUGAGCGUGUGAGAUAACGGCAGAAGGGGGGAAAAACCUUGGAAACCCCCGAGCUAUCUCAGUCUCAGCACCGGCAAACAAAAAUAGACACUAUGAAAACUGAACAACUGUCCUUAGAGAUCAGUUACUUUCAAUCCUUAAACUGCACAUUCAUUGAGGCAAAUAAUUUGCUUUUAUUAAUUAAACAGCUUUCUUGUCGGUGCUCGAGCGAACCACAGAAGUCCAAUGAUGAUUAGUAGGCUAUCAAGUUAGUGACCAUAGGACUGCAGUUUUGACCGUGUAAAUGAAGACACGCCAAUCUCGGCCAUUUCUAGAGUGCAACAAGUCAUUACACUACUAUUUCAGAAGUGAUUUCAUCAGCUUUUCUCAACUUGAAAGCAUGUUUCGUACCAAUGACAGAGGACAUAGAGAACUAUACUAUGAUAAGCAGCACCUGAAGCUUGAAGAGCUCAAACAGAAGCAAAUAGAGAAUAACUACCUCUAUAGAUCAAUCCCAGGACACCCUGAGAAUGUGGAAUUUCAAGUGUCAUAUCUUCGGCAUAACACUAACCUCCAAGGAUUCUUUGGCAUUUUGGAUACUGGGGGAUUUAAAAAGCCGACACGCAGCGACUCACCAAUACGCGAUCUGGUAUGGUGGAGCCCAGACAUUUCCAGAGAAGAUAUUACUAUUGCAGAAAACGAGUACUUGGAUGGCUACAUAGUAAAACCUUUCCUGCACAGGUUCACCUCUUCCCCAGCCUUUCUGUCAUCCUCACGCAUGGGGAAUUUCCGUUUCAGUAUGUCGAUCAAUGAGUUGUUGAGAAGCUACCAACAGCAGUUCUGUGCAGGCCAGGAGCCCAGCAUUCGCAUUUUUGAGACUGUGGUCUAUAAGCAGGAAGUGAUGUAUUCUAUUGUGAUUCAUGCACCUCGUGCUCAUAACCUAUUCUCUGAGUAUCCCCUGCUCAAGGAUACCCAGGAUGCAGUGUGUGUGUUUAGGGAAAACACCAUUAUCUGGCGUCCACAGGCAAUGAGUAAAACACACCGUUUCAGGCUGUCUCGUAACAUGAAAGCUAUUCGGAUACCCAAAAUUGCCAGAAAAGAGUACAUGUGGGAUAACAUCGGAGUGGCAUUCCAUGUUCCACAUGGAGAAAUCUUCCACUUCAGCAGGGAAAUUCUGACUGAGAGUCUCAGACUCUGUGAGGGAGCUCAGCCAAAAAUUAACACAGAAGAGUUUGUGAAGUGUGAGUUUGGCCCCAUCAGGCCAGAGUAAAUAUGCCAGAAAAUCCAUUACCUGCAGCUGGUACUUUUAAGUAUUAAAAGCGGAAAGUUUUUGUGAUAACGCAUGUAUAUGUAUGAACAGCAAGUGGGGGAAAUAUUUGUGUUUUUUUUUUUUUACCUGUUUCCUUUACUAUUCUGAGAAUGUAUUUACCACGCUGCAUUAAUAAAGCACUGAUGCUGAAAAAAAAACAAUUCUGGCCUCUGACCUGUUUUACAUCAAUGGUGGGUUUUGAUGGAAAUGGGAAGGUAUAAUUUAUGGUUCUUUAUCAGUUUUGCUUUACUCCCACUGAAUACCUCUCUGUUUAGCUCACUCAGCUCACAAAAGCACAGGCAGGGAGCACCUUAGGAUGUUUCCAAAGCACAAAGAAACCAUCAACACACUGCAUUUUGAUUUGACAAAGUUUGGGUAACCUUGAACCAUUGCCACAUUUUGUAGACUAGUGGAUAAUGAAGAAAUGUAGUAUGAUUUACUUUGCUUUCUUUAUUAACGUUCUUUAUGCUAAAUGCUUUUAUUCUUCUUUUAAUUACUGGUACUAUGCUGAUAAGUUUCUAUUGUUUUACACUGCAUUGAAUUCAAUAUCACUGCAUUUAUUUGUCAGUAUUUAUACUUUAUUUAGUAACUUAAGUAUGUUUAGU